AUGGAACAGUAUAAAGAUGAGGUUUAUUUGAAGAAUCGAGAAUUGGCGGAUCAAACGACAGCAGAAUCAAACUCAAAUGACAAGGACAACGAAGAAGCUGACGACUUCCCACUUGGAAGGCUCCAAGAGGUUGAAGAUCAACUAUCGCAGAUUGUGUCCACAGGCAUUCAGGAUACGAGUUUCAUGAGAGAUGCGGAAACCUGUACCCAAAUCUGGGAAUACACAAACAAGCUGCUCCCAGAUCCUCAGAGCGACGACUUCGGAGUGGAUGUGCGCCUGAAGAAUGUGGUCAGAGCUCUGGGAGAGGGGUCUGUUCUGCCGCUAACGGACCUGGUCACGUCGCUAAAGAUCUGCCUAAUACACUUCUGCGAUUUCGGAGUUAACUUCGACGAUAAACUGUCGAAACUGGUCCCAAUAUUCCUGACUCGGAGGAAUUUGGGGGAGUCGUACGUCGCUUUGAGCGGAGUCUCGCGUUCGGAGUGUAGGCGAACUGAGUGCCUUUGGGUCUGGGAAUCUCCAACGCUGGAGGUCUUUCCGUCACGCCUUCAAGAUAAGGUUAAAACAUUCAGGGAAGCAAGGAACCUGAUAUCGAGGCGGUACAAGGCACUGGCGAAGCUGAAGAAUUCGAUUUUAACCGAAAACCUGGCCGGGCAGCAGGCAGCAAUGGAAGUGUUGAACACGCUGGACAGGAAGAUGUUACAGGACAAGGAGCGCAGGGAAAAAUUGGACUCGAAGAGGAAGAUAGUUGAUACGAAAAAGAAGCACGAGAAGGUUAAGGUGCAAAAAACAGCAAACAUGCUGCUGAGUUGGCUGAAGCCACAAAAGCAGGAAAAGAACGAAGAAGUUCAGGAAAAUGAGACGGCGACACCCACAUACACUGCUGAAUAUACGCCGCAAAAUAUGUUCAUUGAAGGCUCAGAUGAUCAGAAAGCCGAGUUGGAGAGUAUAUUGUCAAGUAUAGCAAACACGAACAACGCAAAGGAUGUGUACUUUGUUAAGAGGCCAAGUGUGAUGAAUAAAGAAGUGAAACCGGGCAAUGAAGGAGAUCCUCAAGUUAGUAAGGAGCAGAGUGUGCAAGGCGACGAAAGGGAAGGAGAUAUAUUUGAGAUGGCGAAUCUGCACAGGGAUGUGUGGACACGCUUCCACUCGUACCUGGAUACGAACAGGAAGUUCUACGUGGAGACGGCAGAGAACCACAUGUGGGUGAGCGAGCCGCUGAGCAACGUGGAAGACGCAACGCACAACGCCUCGGAGCUGAAGGCAAAAAGACACUGCAGAGUCUUCAGCAUGUUCGACAGCGGCUGGAAGAGGCCGCCGAUGCGCUACGUAGUAGGACGCUCAAGCGCAAACGUGACGUCGCUGAAUCAGCUGGGACAGGAGUCAAACCUGGACUACUGGGUGGACUCGGACGAGGACUGGUUCGAAAGAUACGACGCAGACGACGUGGAGGACACGCCCAACGUGCACGAGUUCAGCACAGGAGUGUUCUUCACGUCAGAAAACGAAGUAAACGGAGACGCAGCUAAGGGCGAGGGCUUCAAGAGCGGAAUGAAGGGAGACCUGAGCGCGUGGGCGAAGGUGUACUGCCUCUACAAAAACUGGCACUGGAUAGUCGACGGAAAACCGCUGGACUACGAGCUGAGCAACAAGGAGCUGGCAGUGAAGAACGGAAUGAAGCUGGCGCGCAGCGAGUACGGCUUCGGCUUCGAAGGAUACACGAAGAACCCGAUCAUCGAAAUGGUGCGGAAAAUGCGCGGAGACAAACUCAGGCUCUCGCGACGCGACGUGGAGGCGCUGCUGAAACUGUGCCACGGCAAGCACACGCGCAAGGAGGACCUGAUCCUGGCCUUCAAGGAGGAGAGGCCGAUGACCUCGGUGAGUGAAAUAAGGUCGAAGUUCGGAAAGUACCUGACGAGGGAGAAGAUUGACGACAAGCCGCACAGGUGGAUGGUGACGCCCGAGGCCGCGAAGCUCUUCAACAUCAGGAAGGAGCUGGACAGGAUUUUAACCGACCAGCUCAACCAGGAGAUACUCAGCGAGCCAGUGUUUUGA
Molecule: messenger RNA, 2052 nt
Organism: Theileria orientalis strain Shintoku
Lineage: Eukaryota; Apicomplexa; Aconoidasida; Piroplasmida; Theileriidae
Exons: 5
Coding region: 1-2052 (683 amino acids)
Source: RefSeq, a predicted model, not a curated record